Molecule: messenger RNA, 438 nt
Organism: Cucurbita maxima (winter squash)
Lineage: Eukaryota; Viridiplantae; Streptophyta; Magnoliopsida; Cucurbitales; Cucurbitaceae
Exons: 1
Coding region: 1-438 (145 amino acids)
Source: RefSeq, a predicted model, not a curated record
AUGGAAGCUCCAGAAGACUUCAGCUUCCAACCCAUCAAUGGCUCCACCCCCAUUGCUGGAUCACCUCCCCUAUGGGGCCUGCCACAAAAACCAAUGGACCUCCACGAGAAAGAAGAUGGUGGCUGUAGAAAUGUUGGCUCUUCGGAAAAAAGAAGGAAUGAUAGCGAUGAGGAAGAAGAUGAGAAGAUGGAUGUGCUGUGGGAAGACUUCAAUGAAGAAUUGCUGAAGAAUUUGAGUUCCAGAUAUGGGUCUGGGAGGUUGCCGGAACUGGAAUACUCGGAGUCGAAGGAAGCAAAGAAAGACGGCGGAGGGCGCGGCGGCAGUAGUGGGGCACUGCUGUCGGCGAGGAUGGCGGGUGUGGUAGUGAUGAUGAAGGUGCUGAAGAAGAUUCUGUUUCUGCAUAGCUUUCGCAGGAAGCUCAAAGCUCGGACGUCGUGA